ACUUGCAAAGAAAGAAAAACAAUAAGAGGUUCUCAUCUCACAUUCACUGAUUCACAUUGCAGCAGGCACAAAUAAACUUUAUACUUGAGAGUUGAGAUCUCAGAUCUACAAUACAGAAGCACUCUAGGAAGGCAGAUCAAUAGAAAGGCGACAUUCAACGGAUCGGGCAGAGCAAGCAAAAUAUGGCUUCUCUGAUCAAUGAAGCAGCAGCCAGUUCUUCAUCUUCUUCUCCCCCACUUUCUCCUACUGAUGACCAAAAUCAUUACAGACACCAGGUCUUCCUGAGUUUUCGAGGUGAUACGCGCUUUAAUUUUACAGAUCAUUUAUACAACGCUUUAUGUGACAGAGGAAUUGAGACUUUCAGAGAUGCUGAUAAGCUCAGAAGAGGAGAAGAAAUAUCACCGGCUCUUCUCAAAGCAAUUGAGGAGUCCAGAGUUUCAAUCGUUGUCUUCUCUCAAAACUAUGCUUCCUCAAGGUGGUGUUUGGAUGAACUCGUGAAGAUACUUGCAUGCAGACAAUCUAAAGGACAAGAGGUCAAACCGGUUUUCUACAAAGUGGAUCCCUCAGAUGUACGACACCAAAAAGGCGCCUUUGGUGACGCAUUUGCUACACUUGGUGGCAGAUACGGGGAUAGUAUGGACAAAUGGAAGGCAGCUCUUAAGGAAACAGCAAAUUUGUUUGGAUGGCAUCUCAAGGAUGACGAGUACGAGACUAAAUUUAUCAAGAGAAUUGUUGGGGAGUUAUCCGCCCAACUAAAGUUAUCAUGUGACUUGCAUGUUGCUGAACAUCCAAUUGGAUUAGAGACUUGUAGACAAGCUGUCAAGAGUCUUUUAAAAGCCGAGGAAAAUGUUGUUCGCAUGGUGGGAAUAUGGGGGCCUGGUGGAAUAGGAAAGACCACAAUUGCUAAAUAUGUGUUUAAUUCUAUUCACCAUAAGUUUGAAGAUGACAAUCCUAGACGGGAAAAAUGAGUUUGUGAUUGGCACUAGGCGGGAAAUUUGCUUGUUGUGUACCUAAACCGAAAUUUCAAGUGUAGACUAUCAAACAACCGAAAUUCAUUUAUGUGUUGUCUGAAUUGAUUAUACAAAGUAGAAAACUAAACUUAAUACUGCCGCUCUGACAAAAUGCACAUUGUUGAUCUCCCGCCCACUUAGCCAUUUUCAACACUAGAGAGUCUUCGAGAAAAAUAGCAAAACCCAUCCUCUUCUUCUCAAAGCAGAACCCAUCUUCUUCUCUUAAAGAAUUGAACCCAUCAUUCUUCUCGAAACCCGUCUUUUUCUUAAACACAUCUUCUGAAAACACUCGAUUAGGGUUCCAUAUACUCAAUUAGGGUUUUCAAUUUGGGGACUUGAAGGAGGAGGAAUAGGGGGUGGUUUCUCGGGUUUCUUCAAUCAUUGAAACCCUAACUCGCUCUCUCCAACUUAUUCGCGACCCCUCAUACUACACCGCACUCUGAAGCUCGUCCCUAACCUGGUGUCGCGACAGCCCACCUCUCCGGCCUCGUCUUCGCCUUCUUUCGCUCCGAUUCAGUGAGUGAGCUUUCAAAGAUCUAUUCAGACUCUCCACUAUCUCUAUCGCUAAAUACGAAUCGAAGACAAGCUACUUCUUGGGCUAUGGAGCCUCGGGUAGGGGGACGAUUCUGAGUCGGCCAGAAGAACAGUAGUGGAUCCUUUGGAGAGAUCUACUUAGGUGCAUGCUCACUUCUUCUUUUUGCUUUUCUUGCUUUUCGUUAUUGCUAACUCAUGUUCUGUUUUGGUAUCUUGAUCGAUCUGUUUGGUUUGGUUUGAUUCUGGUAUGCAAUCAUAGUGUCUCAGAUGUAGUUCCAUUUCAGUUAAAGGUUCUGGUAUUAGUGCUCAGAAUGGUGAUCAUGACUUUUUCCUUUUUUCAAUCUUCUUUAAUCAAUCCCUGCAUUUUUCAUUUUCCAAUGUUGUGUUAUUGUUUACUGUAAUUGUUUUGGCAGAUUUUGUUUUUCUUUGGUUUUUUGAAGAAAUAGUUUUCAUUUCUGGGUGUUCUUAAUUUUUUUUUCAGUUUUUAUUUUAGGUGAGUGGUGAUUAUUUCUUGUGAAAUACAAUGGUAGUUUUUCAUUUUAUCUGGGUGUAUAUUGUGCUGGGAUUUUUUAUUAUUAUUAUUAUUGGAUUGACUUUUCUGGAACUUGAGUAGGUCUAUUUCUUGGUUUCAAUUUCAAGUUCUUUUUCGCUUUUAAGAUUCUGAAUUAGACUGAAUUGCAAAGAAUUAAUCAAAAGAUUAACUGUUUAGGACUAUCCUUGUGUUUGGGGAUUGAUUUGACAAUUUUUAAAAACAAUCUUUGCUGUGAUUUAGAAUUCUGUGUGUUUUGAAAUGUGUAUGAGUUGAUAGUUAUACUUAUUCGUUCGAGCCACUAUGGUGGGCGGGCAUGAUCACCUGUAAGUUUAGCUCUUGUCGCUUUUCUGUUACACUUUUAUAUAGGACUAAAGGACAUGAGAUCUUGAUUUCUGGUUUUCAAUUGCAAUAUGCUAAUAAAGGAAUUUUGGAGCACCAACAUUGAUCUUCAUCUCCACCGCAGGUAAAAAUUGCAUCUCUAUAAUGGAUUGGGUAUGAGUAAGCAUUCCUUUUAUUCAUCUCAUCUUAGGGAACCUAAUUAAUGAGCACCAGAGCUUAAAUAAAUAAGUAGUUGUAUAUGUUGGGUGCUGUUAUUCUAGUGUUGGCUUUUGUACUCACACUUUCAUAAAUGUAUUGAUACCUCAUUAAUACUAUGGAAUUUAGUUCAGUUUUAAUGUAUUGAUACCUCAUUAAUUCUUGGUUUCAUGUCGAUAGGGCAAUCGAGCUAUUGUGGAAAUCGAGCUAUUGUGGAAUUCCAGUUUGCAGAUUAUAUUUUUCCCGCUUUU
This is a messenger RNA of Rosa chinensis, 2861 nucleotides long. Its product is annotated as disease resistance protein RPV1. The transcript has 4 exons. Gene Ontology annotation, molecular function: ADP binding. NCBI's taxonomy places the organism in Eukaryota, Viridiplantae, Streptophyta, Magnoliopsida, Rosales, Rosaceae. The record is from RefSeq and is a predicted model, not a curated record. Gene Ontology annotation, biological process: signal transduction; defense response. The coding region runs from base 183 to 968 and encodes 261 amino acids.